This is a messenger RNA of Cicer arietinum (chickpea), 1467 nucleotides long. RefSeq lists its product as uncharacterized. Gene Ontology annotation, biological process: base-excision repair. The record is from RefSeq and is a predicted model, not a curated record. Gene Ontology annotation, molecular function: DNA-3-methyladenine glycosylase activity. NCBI's taxonomy places the organism in Eukaryota, Viridiplantae, Streptophyta, Magnoliopsida, Fabales, Fabaceae.
CAUAAUAGAACCUUGCUUGAAAAUCAAGAACAAAAAAAUAUUUAAUGAACAUGAAACACACAUUUCAACAACCAACUUAAACAUUGCAUAUCCAUCUCAAUUUAAAACCACCUAAGUUUUAAUGAAUUCCAACCAAUUCAAUCUCUACCUCAUUUAUAACACUACAAUUUUUGUUCUUCUAUUUUCUCCAACAUGUCUAAACCAAAUGUAAGAAGACAAGCUUUGGAAAGGAACACAAGUUUCAAAGAUACACAAAAAAUAUUGAACCAAAGUUUUUUCCAAAAUAAAAGUCUCAAGAAAGUGUACCCUAUCGGGCUUCAAAAAAGCACUUCAUCUUCAUCUUUAUCUCUAUCUUCAAUAUCACUAUCUUUGUCACAAAACUCAAAUGACUCUUCUCAAGCUGAUUCUUUGACUCCAUUGGAUGAAAAUAUUUCAUUGGCACUUCGUUUGAUUUCAGCUUCACCACAUGAAAGAAGAGAACAUGGAGUAGCUAAUAAAACUAUACAUCAACAACAACCAAGUCUACUAGUGAAUACUGAGCCAGGGGAAUUCAAAAGAUGCAAUUGGAUCACAAAAAAUAGUGAUAAGGUAUACAUAGAAUUUCAUGAUGAAUGUUGGGGAGUUCCAGCUUAUGAUGACAACAAAUUGUUUGAGCUUCUUGCAAUGUCUGGAUUGCUCAUGGACUACAAUUGGACAGAAAUUAUUAAAAGAAAGGAAACACUAAGAGAAGUUUUUGCUGGAUUUGAUCCUUACACUGUUGCCAAAAUGGAGGAAAAGGAAAUCAUAGAGAUAGCAUCAAACAAAGCACUUUCUUUAGCUGAUAGCAGAGUUAUGUGCAUUGUGGAUAAUGCCAAAUGCAUAAUGAAGAUUGUUAGGGAAUGUGGAUCAUUUAGUAGCUACAUAUGGGGUUUUGUAAACCACAAACCAAUAAUUAACAAAUACAAAUAUCCAAGAAGUGUCCCAUUAAGGAGUCCAAAAGCAGAGGCUCUUAGCAAGGACAUGGUAAAACGUGGGUUUAGGUUUGUGGGCCCAGUGAUAGUCCACUCUUUUAUGCAAGCUGCUGGAUUGACCAUUGACCAUCUUGUGGAUUGUUAUAGACAUUGUGAAUGUGUAAGCCUAGCAGAAAGACCUUGGAGGCAUAUCUAACAUACAUUUUAUUCACCAUCACUAUUUUCAGUUUGGUUUUGUAAGUGUAAACGUGUAAUGCAAGUAAAUGACAUUAAUGUUGUAAUUUGUAUAAUUCCUUUGUUAUUUUGGGUCUUUGGGUUUUUUCCCUAUUAUUUCCAAUUUCUAAACCUUGUUGUAUAGUUGUUAACCCCUAUUUUGCCACAAUAAAGAAAGAAAGAAAGAAAGUGGGUUAGUUAGAAUUAGAGUUAUUUUCAGAAAAGCAAGACUAUUUUGUAUCUACUUGUUUAGUGUGACAUGUAAAUAAAAACUAUAUUGAGAAAGAUGUUUUGUUCAAAGCUA